UGUUCUCAGACAUUUACAGAGUGGUGGGCGAUUGGUCAAGAAAUAUGAUUUAUGCUUUUGUUUUGUGCUCGAUGUGCUUGUGGUGUCUGGUUGAUGUGACAGAUGAAGUGAAGACAGUAUCAGUGAUGGAGGGAGAUUCUGUCACUCUAAACACUGAUGUUAGUGAAAUGCAGAAAUAUUUACUAAUACAGUGGAUGUUCAGAAACACUCGAAUAGCUGAAAUCAACAGACUCGCUCAAACUAACUCAACAUUUGAUGUUGAUGGGAGAUUCGGAGACAGAAUAACGCUGGACCAAACUGGAUCUCUGACCAUCAGAAACACCAGAACCACAGACUCUGGACUUUAUCAACUAUCAGUUGUCAUCAGAGAAACCAACUACAUAAAUUUCAAUGUUACAGUCUAUGCACACAGUUCUUCUUCACCAGAAAGAUCAAAUUCAAGCUCAAAUUAUGUGUCGUCCAACUUCAUGGUGAACAAUUCACCUGUCAACCAGACUGAGGAUGCCAACAUUACUGAGCUCUAUCAGCCAAGUUCAGACUGCAUUCGCUGUUGUGGUUUUACUGAAGCUGUGGUCCGAUUGGUCGCCUCUGCUGUGGUGGGCAUGGCUGUUGUUGCUGUGCUGGUUUAUGACAUCAGAUCCACAAGAAGUCAGCUGAACAGGACGGAAGAGACCAAAUAUCAGACCAGCGGAGAAAAAUCAGACCAACAACAUGAACUGAGCAGAAGGUUUACUUCAAGAAAUGUUUGCUGAAGGUUACUGGUAAAAUCCCCAAAAUAAUAAUAAAAAUGCAUUAUACUAAUUUUCUGUACUUGCACAGCUGUAUAUUAUUUUUUUAACAAAUUAUGUUUAAUUUAUUGA
Labeo rohita (rohu) is the source of this 860-nucleotide messenger RNA. RefSeq lists its product as uncharacterized. The record is from RefSeq and is a predicted model, not a curated record. NCBI's taxonomy places the organism in Eukaryota, Metazoa, Chordata, Actinopteri, Cypriniformes, Cyprinidae. The transcript is spliced from 4 exons. The coding region runs from base 45 to 752 and encodes 235 amino acids.